AUGGAUGAAUUCGAAGGUUAUGGUAAGAUAGGUGAAAGUAGUAGUAAUUGGAUUUUAGAAAAAUCUGAUAAUACAACGUUUAAACGAACAUUAUGGUGUGUUACAGAGAAAAUUCAUGGUGCAAAUUUUUGUUUCUUCUGUGAUGAUGACGGUCAACGUGUUCGUUGUGGAAAACGAACAAGUUUAUUAUCAGAUACAGAUGAUUUUUUUGGUUAUAAACAACGAUUAUUCAAUGAAAUUGUUCCUAGAAUUCAACAAUUGUAUCAAUUUGUUAAAAAUACUUAUCCAAAUCUAAAUAAAUUGUAUAUAUUUGGUGAAUUAUUUGGUGGCUCUUAUCCACAUCCAGAUGUACCAAAAUUACCUAAUAUAAAUGCUGUUCAAACUGGAAUUUGGUAUUGUCCUGAUAUUGAAUUUUGUGCAUUUGAUUUAGCUAUUGUUAGUAAUGAUAAACAAAUUUAUCUAGAUUAUGAAUAUGCUAUAACUGCUUUUCAAAAUGUAAAUUUAUUUUAUGCUGAACCAUUAUUUAUUGGUAAAUAUGAAGAAGCUCUUGAUUUUAAACUAGGUUUUAAUUCUACCAUACCAAACCGACUUGGACUUCCAAGUCUAAUCGAUGCAAAUAAAGCAGAAGGAAUUGUAAUUAAACCAAUGCAUGAAAUUUUAGUUAAGACAACUAAAGGUGUUCAUGUACGUGCAAUUGUUAAAAAGAAAAUUGAAGAAUUUUCUGAAGAUAAAUAUGGUCAAGCACAAAAACAAGAAUUAAAAACUGAUGGUGAACUUUCAAAUAUUGAUCUAUUAAGAUUUGAAAUUGAUGCUUUAGUUACUGAUAAUCGUUUAAAUAAUGCACUUAGUAAAAUUGGACAUGUCACUGCGAAUGAAAAAGAUAAAUUAAAAGAAUUAUUAAAUCUUUAUAUAAAAGAUAUUCUUGAUCAAUUAUAUGAAAAUGGAAAUGAAGAAAUGUGGAACAAUCUUUCAUCGAACGAUCGAAAUAUAUUAACAGAAGAAUUAAAUCAAAAUGCUAAAAGAAUUAUUAUAAAAUAUUUAAAAAGAAAUAAAUAA
Messenger RNA from Adineta steineri, 1056 nucleotides. NCBI's taxonomy places the organism in Eukaryota, Metazoa, Rotifera, Eurotatoria, Adinetida, Adinetidae. The record is from the annotation of a GenBank genome assembly.